UUUACCAUGCCAAAAUAUCGUAAACCUUACCAAACAUUUAUUUACACUUACCAUGAAUCAAUAAAAAUUACCAUGUGUCAAACAUUUUGUAGCAUGGUGAGCAUCACUAUAUAUAUAUUCAGCACAACUAUUCAAUUUUUACUCUGCGCCGAACAAACAUGGUAAUGUCAACUCUAAUUAUGUUUACCCAAAAUAUAAACAGUUUCAAGCUCAAAACGCUCGAUAGUUAUUGUAAAUAUUUAGAUUGUAUUGAGCUUUUUCAGUUCUCCGUGUAGCAUCUGCGCGACCGUUCGCCAUUUUGACGUACUUCCUUUCGGAAAACGUUUACCGAAAUACUUGUCGAAAUAAUGGCAGAAUCAAAAAUUGAAGAAGUUCUAAUUGAAGAGCUUGUUGCCGAUUCCGACGCCAUUGAAGAAGCCGACGAGCAGCCGGACCUAAGAAACGUCAUAUUGGAGGAGUGGGAACUUGGAUCCUCGGUGUAUGCCAUCUUGAUAAGUCACGGUGUCACACUUGAAUAUUUAAAAAUCCUGGACGAAAAAGCGUUAAGCGACAUAUUUUCUGUUGUCAAAUGGACGGGACAUAAACAUGCCUUGCGCUCCAAAUUGGAACAGUGGCAAGAGAGUGCAUUGUACCGUCCGUUGCCUUCCAACAGCAGCAAUCCGGUAAGCGGAACGUCUUCAUUUCAUCAUGUCGAGCCGGGACCAUCUCAUGUGACCAGAUUACUACAAACAACCGUCACAAACAAUGUGCUGCUUGGAAUACUCGAAAGAAACGAAAAAGGCAAAAUCGUUUGCCAAUAUUACCAAGCACACCAAAGGCUGGAUGUGGAGCACAGACGAUCAUUGGCACACACCAUAGUCGACUAUUAUAUUGCCAACAACACAUACUUCACACUGGCGGAUAUGGAACGUUUCGCAGACCUGAUUGCAGCUCGAUUUCCUCCGGAAAUACGUGCAACCUACUACAAUCCCCGUGAUUCAGCGUCUGGCAAGAAGUAUCCCUCUGGUCUAUUGUAUGACCGGUUUCAUAACCGGAAGAAAACCGGUUCAUCUAGGCGACAGAUAGGCGAGUGCGACCCGUGGACACGUUCCAAGGCGGAUGCAUCCAAACUUACAACUGAUGGUAAGAUUCAUGCCGGUUAAUCAAAGUUUGACAAUGUUUGGCUAUUGUUGUGGGCUUCGUGGCCGAGCGGUUAGCGGCGUCAGUCGUUAAGGUGUCUCGUAAGCCUCGGAGUGUGGGUUAGAUUCCCGCUCCAGUCGGGGAAAACUUUUCGUCAAACGGAAAGGUCUCCACUGGGCCUCUGGGUGUUAUAUGUGUUGUCCGUUGUCAAAUGUUUGUAAUGUUCAGUCUGUAGAGGCCGCAAGGUCGAAGACGGUGUAAUUGUCUUUGUCUUUAAUUCAAUCUGGAAUUUUAACCAUGCCGACAAGGCUGAAUAUGUCUAUUAUGGGCGCUUUAAGCGCUUACGUGAGAAAAUGUUUAAAACCUGUUUUACCCUAUUUUACCUACGCAUGAGCUGACCGCCUCUAGGCAUCACACACAUGGAAAUCAAUUUGUCAGCUUGAACUAGGAACUAGCAUACCUGCUAAACCGCUUAUUAUAAAAAUAAACUGCACAAAAGAAUAAUACUUGUUCAAAUUUAAAAUUCAAAUUAAAAAAAAUGAUGCCAGUUUGGAAUACUUUCAUACGACCCAUUCAAAACUUGCACUAGAAAAUAAACAAAAACAACUUCCAUCCAUCCACAGAAACAAACCGCUUGACAUCGAUUAAAAACUGGCUACGAAACAACCUGGAACCAUUCGAUGAAAUUUUGCACCGUUGGAACGACUCUUGGCUGCUGCGAGUAACAAGCAUCAUCAAAGAAGCUGAGGUCAAUAAAUCCAACAUCCUUCAGGAGUGGCCACGUCUUGCAGAUCGGAACGGAUAUUUACUGAUUGAUGCUGACUACGGCUCUAUAUAUGAAAGCACAAGGAACGCGACAACGCUGUACGACAACUGGGACACAUUCCUGGUAAGGUUUCGGGAGUACAUAAGCAGGUGCAACAUCAAGGAUCAUCGGUCGCUUCAGCUGCUAGAAUACUUGGAGGAAGGUACUCUGGCUGAUGAUACCAAGAAUUUAAUUUAUUGUUCGGUAUUCCAUGCUGUGGUAAAGCCUUCCCGAACAUCGUCUAGAAGAUUGCCCACCAUCUUGCAAGCUCAGGAAGAAAAUUGUCGCGUUUGUGAUACGGAGGAAGAUUACCGAU
Molecule: messenger RNA, 2240 nt
Organism: Aedes albopictus (Asian tiger mosquito)
Lineage: Eukaryota; Metazoa; Arthropoda; Insecta; Diptera; Culicidae
Exons: 6
Coding region: 348-1142 (264 amino acids)
Source: RefSeq, a predicted model, not a curated record